Molecule: messenger RNA, 1427 nt
Organism: Saccostrea cuccullata (small rock oyster)
Lineage: Eukaryota; Metazoa; Mollusca; Bivalvia; Ostreida; Ostreidae
Product: eukaryotic translation initiation factor 2 subunit 2-like
Exons: 9
Coding region: 60-1031 (323 amino acids)
Biological process (GO): translational initiation; formation of cytoplasmic translation initiation complex; formation of translation preinitiation complex
Cellular component (GO): eukaryotic translation initiation factor 2 complex
Molecular function (GO): mRNA binding; translation initiation factor activity; translation initiation factor binding
Source: RefSeq, a predicted model, not a curated record
UUUCUCGCCCGGGCCUCCAUACAUUUUCAUUCUGAUGCAACCCGGCAUUGUCGUGAAACAUGGCUGAGGACGAGCUGACCCCAUUUGAUCCCACAAACAUGAAAAAGAAGAAGAAAAAAAAGAAGGUACCAUUUGAGUUGGAUGGAGGGAUGGAGGAUAAUGAGACACCAAGCCCCGCCCCUGUGGAGGAAGCCCCAGAAGUUCAGACAGAGGAAAAACCAGCAGACAAAACAGAUGAUGAUUUCUCCUUGGACUUUGGGUUGAAAAAGAAAAAGAAGAAAAAGAAAGCGUUUGAUGUCAGUGAGCUGGAGGAAGCUUUGCCAGAACCCGGUCCUGAAAAAGAGACACCAGAACCAGAGGCCACAGAAGGGGUAGAAGAAGACAUGAACUUUGCUCUACCUUUGAAAAAGAAAAAAAAGAAGAAGGUAGACUUCACUAUGAUUGAAAAUGAGGAUGGAGAUAAACAGAACGAAGGAGACUUUGACCUUGAGGAUCGCGUGGGAGGGUCAGUCCCUGAGGGUAAGGCGUGGCUGGCCUCCGACAGAGACUACACAUAUGAUGAGUUACUGACACGGGUGUUUGAUAUCAUACGAGAGAAGAAUCCAGAUAUGGUAGCCGGGGAGAAAAAGAAGUUUGUCAUGAGACCCCCGCAGGUGCUCAAAGUCGGAACAAGAAAGUCAUCUUUUGCAAACUUCUCAGAUAUUUGCAGAUUGUUACAUCGACAGCCCAAACACGUCCUGGCCUUUUUAUUGGCUGAGUUAGGAACAAGUGGGUCUGUGGAUGGAAACAACCAGCUUAUCAUCAAAGGAAGAUACAACCAGAAACAGAUAGAAAAUGUCCUUAGAAGAUAUAUUAAGGAAUAUGUGACCUGCCACACCUGUAGAUCACCUGAUACCCUGCUUCAGAAGGAUACCAGGAUUUUCUUUCUGCAGUGCGAGACGUGUGGAUCCCGGUGUUCCGUCACCAGCAUUAAGUCGGGAUUCCAGGCCGUCACAGGCAGGAGAGCUGCCAUUCGAGCAAAGACAUCUUGAUUCUUAUUUAUUCUCUGACUUAAAAUUCUUUGAUGUCUUUCAGUAUGUUGGAGUUGUUUAUACCAUCGUAGUUUGUUAAAACAAACGGAAAAUUUACAAUUCCUAGAGAGGAAGCACCUGUUCAGAAUAUCAAAUUCCAUAGACAUUCUGUAUGUAUUGUGUACAUAGUGUAACUGUAUAGCUGCUUUAUUAAAUUUGUCCGAGAUUCAGAAUGUUGAAUAUACAAAUUAUAAACCUUUCAGCAAAUGUCAUGCUGCAACAAAUGCAAAAGAUUGUUUCUAGAGCUCAUUGUGUAAUUGGGUAAUCUGUCCAGAGAAACUGGCAGGAUGAAUGGGUUCAUUCUUUAUAAUUUCAUUGUCUGUGUUAUCAAUGACAAUAAAUGUAUUAUGAAUUCAG